GCUACGGUGCGGUCGCUGUAUUGAAAAGUUAACGGCGAGUCAUGAAGAAUCUUUAAGUCGCAGUUUUUUCGAGUUCAGAUGAUCCAUAAAGCACAAAUGGGUGCGUUAAAGGCUUUCGGUUUCUUGAUUACCAUACUGGUGUACUCCGCCACCGCUCAGGAAGUAGUGAGAAGGGUGCCCCAGGGGUUCGUAGGCAUGCGCGGCAAGAAGUAUGGGGCAUCGGAAUUCUAUAAGCGAAAACCCCAGUUCUUUGUCGGUGUAAAAGGCAAGAAAAGUUUCGACCCUUUCUCGGAUAUGAAUUAUAAAAGAGCACCAAUGGGCUUCGUUGGCAUGAGAGGCAAGAAAGAGGAUUACUCAGACUUUGAAGACAAUCCAUUGAAUCAAUUUUCGGACAUGGAUUAUAAACGAGCGCCAAUGGGUUUCGUUGGUAUGAGAGGCAAGAAAGAGGUACAUCCAGAUUUCAGCGUUAAAGACAGUUUUGACUUUGAUCAGCUUUUUGACACGGGCGAAAAACGAGCUCCUAUGGGUUUUGUUGGUAUGAGAGGCAAGAAAGAAGCUGAUCCUGAUUUCAGUAUUAAAGACAACUUGGAUCAGUUUCCUGGCGUGCAUUACAAACGAGCUCCAAUGGGCUUCGUAGGCAUGAGAGGGAAGAAAGACGCUUACCCAGAUUUCAGUAUCAAAGGCAAGAAUGACUUCGAUCCCUUUACUGAUAUGGAUUAUAAACGAGCUCCAAUGGGCUUUGUUGGUAUGAGAGGCAAGAAAGAGGCUAACCCAGACUUUAGCAUAAGAGGCAAUAAUAAUUUAGAUCAAUUUUCCAACAUGGAUUAUAAACGAGCUCCCAUGGGUUUCGUGGGUAUGAGAGGCAAGAAAGAGGCUUAUACAGAUUUCAGUAACUUUGAUCAAUUAUCCGAUAUGUACAAUAAGCGAGCUCCUAUGGGCUUUGUAGGUAUGAGAGGCAAGAAAGAUUAUUCAUAUCCAGAAUUCCUCGGUGUCAAAGGCAAGAACAGUUUUGACGAAUUUUCGGAAUUGGGUUAUAAAAGAGCUCCGAUGGGCUUCGUAGGCAUGAGAGGGAAGAAAGAAUUCCCAGAUAUCAUUUUCAUGCCAGAUAGUGAUGAUAAUAUACCGAAAAAGUCUGGUUCUUUGAUCGGACAGAUAGAUUAUACAACUGACGAUAAUAAUGGCGGCGAAUUUCCUAUCCUGAACGAAAUUAUUAACGAAUAUCUUAAUAAGUUACGAUCGAAUUUGAAUAAUGAGGUAUCAACUGAGUCUUCCAACGUUUCUGAUGAAAGGGUGAACGAUUUGGAAAAGCGAGCGAACUUACACAAAUUCUACGGUGUCAGAGGAAAGAAAUCCGUGCAAGCGAAAAGACCAUACGAUGUUUCCUUUCGUGGUAAAUUCAUCGGUGUCCGUGGCAAGAAGGACUUGAAAAACUCGGGGGCUCAAGAGAUCAGGUUUUUGCUGCCCCGACCCUGGCCGAAGAGAAGGGGGCAGGGGUUCCUGGGAAUGCGCGGCAAAAAGUGGACCGACAAUGAUACCGUUUUAGAUCCAGAACAAACCAGCGAAAUGGUGAUUCCGAAUUAACUCUUAGAAGCUAUGUCUACAUUCAACAGCAUCCGAUACUUAUCUCAACUAAGACUAGAACUCUAAGACUAGUCGACCUAUAGAUACCUAAGUACAUCUUAUAAGUCAGCAAUAAGGUUUAAUUGGCACAGAAUACAGAACCAACUAGAAGCUGCGAAUCUUUGUGUGGAGGCUUCGGCCGUGGCUUGAUAUCUUUAUAAAUGUGUAGAGUUUACAGUAUGUAAGUAUCAUCAAUAGCCCUUGUCAGUCCAUUGUUACUGAACUUAAGGCUUCUCCUAACGGAAAAGUUUGCCCUUAAUCACCUAGCUGGGCAGACGGGUUCGUGAUCGUAGUUGAUGAUAGUAGCAGCAUAGAGUACGCAGUGGCGCGCACUUCAAACAUGCUUAA
Pararge aegeria (speckled wood butterfly) is the source of this 1968-nucleotide messenger RNA. It is a transcript of the gene Tk, whose product is annotated as tachykinins. The record is from RefSeq and is a predicted model, not a curated record. The transcript has 4 exons. The coding region runs from base 79 to 1581 and encodes 500 amino acids. Lineage: Eukaryota; Metazoa; Arthropoda; Insecta; Lepidoptera; Nymphalidae.